Messenger RNA from Hypomesus transpacificus, 2895 nucleotides. It is a transcript of the gene macc1, whose product is annotated as MET transcriptional regulator MACC1. Gene Ontology annotation, cellular component: cytoplasm. The coding region runs from base 167 to 2749 and encodes 860 amino acids. The record is from RefSeq and is a predicted model, not a curated record. The transcript has 5 exons. NCBI's taxonomy places the organism in Eukaryota, Metazoa, Chordata, Actinopteri, Osmeriformes, Osmeridae. Gene Ontology annotation, molecular function: protein binding.
UACAGAAGCAACAGUUGUAACGUGAAGGUGUCUGAUUUUGUGACACUCCCUUCCUAUAACGAAAAAGUUGGUGUAGGAUGACUAUAUGAUGAUUCAAACUUUAUUACAAACGCUUUGAAGUAAAACUUUCAACGUCUUUGGAGUUGUCUGAUUAAACGAUGCAAAGAUGGCAGCCGUCAGAGCAAAGUCAUUCCGCCGUGCUGGAAGUCUGAUGAGGAGCAAAUCUGAGGGCACACUAAUUGAUUUAGAUGAUAAUGGAACACUCAACAUCAACAAUUUGAAUGGUAGUUACAUUUCACAUCUAGUGACAAAGCAUUCUGAGUGGCCAGUUUUACAGCCAGAGGUAAAGCAUGAAACUCAGACCAAUCCGUUCUGGAGCAAGUUGUCUGGAUCCAACCCAUUUCUUGAUGACAUCGUACACAAAGAUGAAAACAGUGGCAGUGUAUCGAUUCUGCAGGAGGAUCCGUCCUCUCUUUUUGGUGGUGUCAAUGAUGACACCUUAAGCACAUCCUCAGAUGAAAGUCGUUCCACCCAUUUUCUGGGUGCCAGACAUAAAAGCUCCAACCAGUCUGGUCGGUGGAGAAGUGCCUCCGAUAUUCUUGAUGACCUGGAGAAAAGGGAGACAAAAAGGGAGAGUAGGGAUACUAGCCUCAAAAUAUCUGGCUCAUUCAUGAACCCAGAUUUUGAGUGGUUAAAGAAUGACAGAGAGGCCUACAAAAUGGCGUGGUUGAGUCACAGACAAUUGACAAGGUCUUGCCUAGACCUUGGCCUGAUAAGUCAGAGUCCAGGAUGGGCCCAGACUCAGGCCGCUGACUCCCAGGUGAUCUGCAAGAUCGGUCACGCUGGAGGGUCAAUGCAGCUACCAGACACUGACAUUAGUGUCCAUAUCCCAGAAGGCCAUGUAUCCCCAGGGGAGAUUCAGGAAAUCGUACUAAAAGCUAUCCUUGAGCCUCCCCGCGGCCUUAACAACAACUACACGACAACCAUGAGUCCUCUUCUGGAAAUGAGAGUAAACAACCUCAACACAAAGGAAUGCAUCAUGCUGGAGAUGAAAAUGGCUGGGGAUGUCAAGAAGGACCCUUUGAGUCAGGUCAUGACAACUUUCGUGGGACUUGUGUCCCACAAGAGAGAGGGACCUUACCAAAAGGUAAAAGACUGUUACAUUUACAAAAACAUGAUGCAGAUGAAGUUGCAGGACUUGAAGUCACACUUUUACGUUAUUGUCUGUGCGGAGGCCUCUGCUAUCCAGCCCCCUGCUACAUCAGUUUGGGAUUAUCUGGACCGCCACAUCAACUUGGCGGUUUACGGCCCAAGGUAUAUCCAUCCUUCCUUCAAAGUCGUCGUAGUUGUCUCUUGCCACGAAAACAUCCCACUGAGACUUCCAUUCUCAGACAUCCACAGGGGGAGCAGAAAUCUUCCACCUCUUGUGCUGCAGCUGUGGGGGAAGCAUCAGUUCAUGCCAGCGAAAAUGGACAACCUGAAUAUCGCAACCAAUAUCACUGAUUCAAAGUUUGAAGUCAAGGACGAGGACAAAAGAAAGGAGGUGAAACAAGGGCUCCUCAAGCUGGGCAAGGUUCUUCAUCUGCCACUCGAGCUCACCAAGGUUGGUAGCGGGGAGAUUACCUCCUUCAAACUGAACCUCCAGCUACGAGAUUCAAACUGUGUGACUCUGACACAGUUCCAGGUCCAAUCCCCUGCUGUAGCACAUAUUAGGUCAGAGAAGCGAGGCCCUAGACGACUGGACCAGCGGAAGGAGAUUGGAAGAUCCUUGCCCAUCCAUGAGGAAGCUAUUCAAGAAUUCCCUCAAUUCCAGUCCAGACCUGUGAACUUGCAGUGGUACGGCGUGGCUCUGAAAUCAGUGAUCCGCCAGCCACGCGUGGCGUACCUUCUGGAAUACUUCAAGGGGGACACGGUGGCCCUCCUGUCCAGGGAGAAGGUGAGGUCAGUGGGCCAGUCGAGGGUGAAGGAAUGGUACAUCGGUUUUCUCCGAGGCAAGACUGGCUUAGUUCAUUGCAAAAAUGUCAAGCUCAUCACUAGAGACCAAGUGAUUGACUUCACUGGCAUCAACAUGACCACCGAUGUGCUUCUGGAAAACAUGACACUGCCGUUUAAGAAGCUAACCUACAUGUACUCAGCCAUCCAGAACCUCGUAACUGAACACAUUCCCAGCUGGAGAGGGUUUGCCGACGCCCUGGGUUACUCUAACCUGUCCUUGGAUGUGAUCACAAGGAGGCAUGCUGAAACAGAGGCCGACCGGGUAGCCUGUGUGCUGGAGAAGCUGAAGGAAGAUUGCCAUGCAGAAAAGAGCCUGAAGAAGUUCCAGCAUGAGCUUAUGAUUGGUCUGUUGAAGAUUGACGCUCAGGCCCUCGUGGCACACCUGAUUCAAAACACAGUCAUCUUGUCAACAGCAGUGGAGCUUGGUAUCAGAUGGAGAGAGAUUGCUGAGCGAUUGGGGAAGCUCACCAGUGCCCAGAUAGCUGGCUACGAGGCACCACAUCGAGGGAAGGGUGGAGAAGUCAGUGCCCAGUCCAUGUGGAAACCUGCCUAUGACUUCCUGUAUUCCUGGAGCCUGCGGUACGGGAAGGGAUACAGGGACAUGGUCCAGGACCUCCACUUGGCCCUGGACAAGAUGAAGAGCCCCGUCACUAAACAGUGGAGGCACCUGACUGGAGCUCUGAUUACAGUGAACUGUCUAGAGAUGUUCCAAGUCUCUGCAUUCCCUAACCCUAGAACUCUGAGGACUCGAUGAAAGAUCUUUGUAUGGCCGUAGUUGUCUUGUCACCAAUGUUUUUUGUUACAAUAUGGAAUUCUUCCAUAAACGUUUCUUUUUUUUGGUUGUUCACAAUGUUUGCUUCUUGUUUUGGCUACCCGCAAUGCUUUGGGGCUAUUUUGUUA